UGCCGGAAGUCUUUCUACCCUCGACGCUUGGGAAGCAUCACACAUUUCUUAUACCGCGGUUCUUUUAGUCGGGAUCGCGUACUAUUGUUAUAUACUCUCAACCCCCAAAAGCACAUUUUCUUAUUCUUUUUUUCUGCAUCUUUAUGUUACUAUUUGAUAUUUUGAUUUUUUUAACAUAUUUGGCUAACUCUGAUUUGUUUCCGACCAUCUUCCUAUACCUACAACCUAGCUGCCUAUGUAACAAAACUUUUUCAAUUCUUACAAUAUUGAAACAUUUUACCCAUAGAGUAAUAGGAUCGACUCUUCUUUUUUACCCCCAAAUCAAAUCGACCUCUGUAACUAAACCCCACAUUCUCAAUUCUCACCAUAUAUAUAUCAAGCUUCUAUAAUCCCAGUUGUGGAAGCCUGGGCGGGCUCGUGUUGAAAAUGAGAUUAUUGGGUUGAAAUGAGUUUACUGGACUAAUUGGGAUUUUAGAUUUUGAUACCGUAGCGGUGGGAUAAGAUUGUUAGAGUCGAGCUUAUGGAUUUUAACUUGAAAUGCUCGUGCUUGUUAGUUUUAAUGUUGGUAUCGACGGCAUUUGCAAUUAGGAAAGAUAUUAGCUUUUUAGAGAUAUGCAGAACGACUGUUCAAGGGAGAUAUUUAAUAACUGAUCAUACGGGAUACGUAUGUGAUGCACUGUCACUAGAUCCUAGAUCACAUUGUUGCCGUGUAAAAAGAGAUCAGUACAGUUGUCAAGGCUGCAAUCUUGUUUCACAAUGCUGCAAAUCUUAUGAGUAUUGUGUUUCGUGCUGCUUAAAUCCUGAACGGACUCAUUUAGACCAGGUGUUGAAAGUUAGGAUAGCUAAACCGGUAACUGCAGGGACGUAUUCGAGUCUUUUUGAUUAUUGUGCUGGAAGGUGUCGGCAUAAUUCCGACAGUGUUGUUCAUGAAAACGCGUAUGUUAGUGAAUUUCAUCAUUGUUUUGCCCCGACAUCCAAUGUGUCGGCUGUAGUUAGUGAUCAACAGAUGGAAGUGAGAUUGGUUGGGAUUAACGUUAUUGUUGGUAAACAAGGGGAGUCAUGUGAUUCUGUUUGCAAGACAGUUGGGCAAUCGUGUGUUCCGAGUAAAUUUUCUCUUAUUAAUCAGUGUGAAAUUAUGCAAAAGUAUAUGAAAUGUAGAGGAUCAUGUCUUGCUAGCAUUGGCGCUGACCAACCUGCUGAAGUGGUUGAGGAUGCACCUAGAAAUCUGAAUCCGGGAGCAUGCUUAUAUACGAAAAGACCGUCAUUGUUUUCUUGUGAUGGAUCCCAUCAGCAUACAAGGAGGCUUUGCCCGUGUGCUUAGAACUUUUCCCAUUUACGAUCCACCUGACAGGGUUCGCCUACAUUUCCAUUACCCAUAUCAGGCAGCACAGAUAUUAUGCCUACAUGUCCAUUACCCAUACCAGGCAGCACAGAUAUUAUUACAGGUCCUUGUUUUCCCCUGCAUUGAAUUUUAAAGUUCUGGAUAGAACAGAUGAAAUGUGUUAGACUAGGCAUCAAAAUAUACCAAGAUUGGUUAAUAUCGUAUACCUGUCAUUAGCCUCUGUUUGGUUCUAACUUGAUGACCAAAGGGGAAGUUCAAGUAAACUUUUUUUUUAGUGAGAGAACUUUUUUUUUUU
Erigeron canadensis is the source of this 1637-nucleotide messenger RNA. RefSeq lists its product as uncharacterized. Gene Ontology annotation, molecular function: alpha-1,6-mannosylglycoprotein 6-beta-N-acetylglucosaminyltransferase activity. The transcript is spliced from 3 exons. Lineage: Eukaryota; Viridiplantae; Streptophyta; Magnoliopsida; Asterales; Asteraceae. Gene Ontology annotation, biological process: positive regulation of SREBP signaling pathway; protein N-linked glycosylation. Bases 521 to 1321 code for a protein of 266 amino acids. The record is from RefSeq and is a predicted model, not a curated record.